Ananas comosus (pineapple) is the source of this 1555-nucleotide messenger RNA. RefSeq names its product probable magnesium transporter NIPA6. The transcript has 9 exons. Lineage: Eukaryota; Viridiplantae; Streptophyta; Magnoliopsida; Poales; Bromeliaceae. Gene Ontology annotation, cellular component: membrane. Gene Ontology annotation, molecular function: magnesium ion transmembrane transporter activity. Gene Ontology annotation, biological process: magnesium ion transport. The coding region runs from base 349 to 1350 and encodes 333 amino acids. The record is from RefSeq and is a predicted model, not a curated record.
AAAGCGAUUCCACGACACGAAACGCCCACGCCCCGUCCCUCCAAUUCCCACGUCUGAGCGUCUCUCUCUCCUCUCUCUCCUCUCUGGGCCCGGUCGAGGAAGACGACGACGACGACGACGAAGACGACGAUCCCCAUUUCCCUCCUUCGCGCUCCCUCCCAUUUUGAAAACCCUAACCCCGAAUUUCGAACUCGGUGGCGGGAGAUUCGGUGGUGGUGGUGGGGGAUUUGACUCCCUCUCCUCUCCUUUUGUACGAUCUCUUCUUUGCUGAGGAGGUGGAAUUGGGUGUAGCGAGAGAGAGAGGGGAGAAGGGAGAAGGGGGAGGAGUAGGGGAUUGGGGGAGUGGGGAUGGGGGUUUCGGAUAACACCAAGGGCCUCAUCCUCGCCGUGGUGUCGAGCGCCUUCAUCGGGGCGAGCUUCAUCCUCAAGAAGAAGGGGCUCAAGCGCGCCGGCAAAUCCGGGACUCGCGCAGGUGUUGGAGGAUACACAUACCUACUAGAGCCACUAUGGUGGGCUGGAAUGAUUACCAUGCUGGUUGGUGAGGUGGCAAACUUUGUUGCUUAUGUUUUUGCUCCAGCAGUUCUUGUAACUCCUCUUGGUGCAUUGAGUAUUAUUGUAAGUGCUGUUUUGGCCCACUUCAUGCUGAAGGAACGGUUACAAAAACUUGGUGUGCUGGGGUGUGUAUCUUGCAUAGUUGGUUCAGUUGUUAUUGUGAUUCAUGCACCACAAGAGCACACACCAAGUUCGGUGGAAGAAAUAUGGAAGCUGGCCACUCAACCUGCAUUUCUAGUAUAUGCAACGGCCACAUUAGCAUUUGUAGUGGCAUUGAUAGUACAUUUUGAACCCCGCUAUGGGCAGACAAACAUCUUGAUUUAUCUAGGGAUCUGUUCCUUAAUGGGUUCAUUGACGGUAGUUAGCAUAAAGGCUAUUGGAAUUGCUAUAAAACUUACAUUGGAAGGGAUAAGUCAGGUUGCUUAUCCCCAGACAUGGGUCUUUGUCACAGUUGCCAUCGUCUGUGUCGUCUCUCAAUUAAAUUAUCUGAACAAGGCAUUGGAUACCUUCAAUACAGCAAUUGUUUCCCCUAUUUACUAUGUCAUGUUUACCACCCUCACAAUAGUAGCAAGUACAAUAAUGUUCAAGGAUUGGUAUGGUCAAAAUGUAAGCAGCAUAGCCUCUGAAUUCUGUGGGCUUAUAACAAUCAUUUCUGGGACAAUCCUGUUGCACACAGCUAGAGAACAGGAGGUUGCUUCUGCAGCAGCUUCCAUAUCUUGGUAUAUCAGUAUUGCCAGCGAAGAUCCACUGAAGAAUAUCGACGAUGACUAUUUUGUAACAUUUCAAAGUUCAGUUUGAUAUUUUAGCUGGAGAGUUCGCAUGGAAUAAUUCAUCGACUUCGCCUUAGUAGGGUUUCAUUGAGGUUUCCUUCCUCUUUUUUUUUUUUAAACCUGGAGUGCUGUGCUGUUUCGAAGAAGGAAGAGAAUAGAGUCUCUCAGUGGAAUGAAAGAUGAAGGGAAUCAGGGAUCCAACAAGCCAAUGCUUAGUGUUUUGGCGGUUUUGC